Aureobasidium musti is the source of this 213-nucleotide messenger RNA. NCBI's taxonomy places the organism in Eukaryota, Fungi, Ascomycota, Dothideomycetes, Dothideales, Saccotheciaceae. The record is from the annotation of a GenBank genome assembly.
AUGGCUGAGAAGGAGAUAAGACCUGUCUCUUCUCCGCUUUCGGCCGAGCAGCAGUCGAAGGAGGCAGCUCACCUUGAUGAAGAAAUUGAGGUCAUCGAACAGGAGGAACACACAAUACAGUCGCCAGGCGAAGCCCCAUUGCAACCUGCGCUGUCGAGAGCUCGCACUAUCGCUCUAGUGGCCACACUGACUGGAGCUGCAUUCUUGAAGUAA